AUGGCAGCUCUCGGGAAAUCCUCGUUAUUUUGCAGGUGUCUGAUCUCAUCAAAAGUGAUCAGGGGUUCCAAACAAUUAUCACAGGAUACCGCCAUCAGACAUGGACUCGUGGGCAUGGUUGGAAGAACACCACUGAUCCGGUUGAAUAAGCUCAGUGACGAAACAGGUUGCGAGAUCCUGGCCAAAGCAGAGUUCUGUAACGGUGGAGGCUCCGUGAAAGACAGGGCAGCAUUGUUCCUCAUUAAGGAUGCUGAAGAAAAAGGUCUAUUAAAACCGGGAGGCACGGUGGUAGAAGGAACAGCCGGAAAUACUGGGAUCGGACUAGCACACAUUUGUCUUGCUCUCGGUUACAAAUGUGUCAUUUACAUGCCAAAUAACCAAUCACAGGCCGAUAGAUAUGCACAAAGUCUCAGUAACGCCGUAUGGACUAACCAGUUUGACAACACAGCCAAUAAAAGGGCCCAUAUAGAGACUACUGGACCAGAGAUAUGGCAACAGACGGAUGGAAAGGUGAACGCUGUAGUAUUCGGUACUGGAACUGGUGGUACGCUUGCAGGUGUUGGUACCUACCUCAAGGAAAAGAAUCCCGGUAUACAGGUGUUCCUGGCCGACCCUCAGGGAAGUGUCCUGUGCAGCUAUAUUAAACAUGGAACACUAGAGAGGUCAGAGGGAAGUUCCAUAGCAGAGGGCAUAGGUCAAGGUCGAGUGACCAACAAUCUAAAGGACGCACCCAUUGAUGACGCAAUGACGAUACUGGACACUGAUGCAGUUGCCAUGACAUUUCGGCUGCUUCACGAAGAGGGUCUGUUCGUGGGGGCUUCGACAGGGCUAAACGUGUCCGCAGCACAACAGGUAGCCAGACGCAUGGGACCUGGCAACACUAUUGUCACAUGUCUAUGUGAUACCGGUCAGCGAUACUACGGGAAACUGUUUAGUAGAAAAGUUCUUGCCGAAAGAGGUCUAUUAGACUGCAUCCCUGAGGCAUAUCAACGAUCACUUCAUUAA
This is a messenger RNA of Ylistrum balloti, 1005 nucleotides long. RefSeq lists its product as uncharacterized. NCBI's taxonomy places the organism in Eukaryota, Metazoa, Mollusca, Bivalvia, Pectinida, Pectinidae. Gene Ontology annotation, cellular component: cytoplasm. The record is from RefSeq and is a predicted model, not a curated record. The coding region runs from base 1 to 1005 and encodes 334 amino acids. Gene Ontology annotation, molecular function: cysteine synthase activity. The transcript is spliced from 12 exons.